AAAUAACUUGCUUACCUUUCGGAAGGCACCAGCUCUCCCCAGUUCAAACCAUUCUGUUGCAUCAGCUUGUCUGUUCAGGAACAGUGCAUACAAGAUGGGAAAAGUGUGUUUUGUCCUGUUUACACUACUAACAGCUGCUGCUGCAUUCUUACCUAAUAGUGAAAAAAAUGAUGAUCCUUUUCAUUAUGACUACAGAACACUGCAGGUUUCUGGUUUGGUCGUAGCUGGUGUUCUUUGUGCAGUAGGCAUUGCUGUCCUGCUAGGUGGUAAAUGCAAAUGCAAGCAGAAUAAGCAAAGAAGGAAUGUCUCCCAAGGGCAACAGCUUGUAUCCUCCAAAGCAGGUUCUAGCAGUUGCUAAGAGAGAGAGACGAGCAUUCACUGUCAGUUCCUGCAUUUGUUGGAGGACAUGGCAAAAGCCCUAUUUACCUAGCAAUCUUUUCUUGGAUUUGGGGCACUGUACUUCAUCAGCAAGGAGUUCCACUUUCUGGAAUAAUCUGGGAUAUUUACUGAUGGACGUGUAAUUAAGCACAGCCUGUAUGCAAACGCCAUAUGAAUCAAAAUAUAUUUUUUAAUUAUGUAUUAGUUUAGUCGGUUUACUUAUAUGCUGGUACACGCUAAGACAUUUGUCUUAAUAGCAAAUAUGAAAGCAAAUACUCAUUAAUGUGAUGUAUAAUAUUGUUCCUACUAGCUGCAUAAAAGCAGUAAGAAGAUUAAUACCAUUAGCCAAUGUUUUAUUAACUGUAAAGGAAAAAAAUGUGACGAACGAUUUUAUUACUGGUGAAAUAUUUAACCUGUUUAAUUAAACAUAACAAAGGCAGUAGUGAGAAACAUUGAAAAGGAACAGAAAAGCUGUGCUGUGAUUAUCUCUAGUCUUUUAGGUUACCAUGUCUCUGAAGUGGAAGAAAGAUCCCAAAGGGUACAUUUUAGUUCCAGUUUGUUGCACACCGUACUUCUGUGGGGGAAAAUUCUGUAGUGCUUUAUUUGACAGCAGUAACUAUAUCCAUAUGAAAGAAUAUUAUAUCAUAUCUUUGAGGAUGGUUUCUUUUGUAAUCUUUAUCAUUUCAACAACUUCCAUCUCAGAUGUCUUCUAGCUAAUAAACUACAGUACGCCACUAAAAACAGCACUAAUUUAUAAUAAUUAGAAUGUAUUAACAUUGUUUUCUGGUAGGUCAUUCUGCAGAUUUUUUAUGCCAAUACAUGGAUUUUAAGAAAAGCUCACACACAAGUUUAAAUGAUUCUGAAAUUGUCCCUGACAUAUAGAAUUGUCUAUGCAGAAUUAUAGUAGAGCAAUUGCUCUUUAAACAUUUAAGUAUCGGAGAAUUAGAAAUAAAUAAUUAAAUGACCUGAGAUAAAUGCUUUCAUAAGUAACUGCAAACUCGAAUUUUACUUGACCUGUAUGAAUACUUAAUAAUAGUGAGGGUUAAAAACAAUGCAGAGAUUUCUAAACUGGGUGCUAUAUCUUCAGCUCCAUUGUAUUGUGGCACACGGGCACAGGACUUAAUGAUAUAUGCAGUUUGAAUUAUUUCCACUCAUUCCUUUCUUCCAUCCAAACAUGCACACAAAAUAAGGACUAUAAAGCCUACAAAAAUAAUUAAAGUAAGAAAAUCUGGAAAUUUGCACAGCAAGCAAUUCAAUCAGCAUUGGGAACACUGAUAAAAUUCAUUAUUGUGUGCAAAUGGUAUAGAUGUGUAGUUUAGUACAAGAAAAGUGCCCGUAUUUUGAUUAAAAUAUAUUCUGUUUCUUUCCAGUUUUUUUUUUUUGGUCUUGACUUAUUGGCUUAUUCUGUCUAAUACUGUGUAAGUUUUAGCUCAUUUGUAAAAUGAUUUAAUGUCAGACAGCAUCAGGCCCUGCCAUUCAAAAAUGUUGAGCAGUUCCCUUUGAAAUGAUUGUGUCUACUUGUCAUCCAUGAUGUGAGCAGUAAUGUGAUUCAUAGAACCAAAUCCCAGUACUGUUAGGUCCAUUAUUGUACACAGUUCAUUUAAUGGCCAGAAACAAUGUUAAACAGACAUGGAGGUUUCCAAGUCUGCUGCCUGAUCUGCAGGCAUGUCAGGCAGUGAUUUAGGUUUUCACUUUCUGUUGCUAUGACAGUGGAUGGGUAUCUUAGCAUAAUAUGCUAAUGUGGAGAAUCCUUGGCCAUAAAUACUCCUAUUGGUCAUAGCACUUCUGCAUCAGCGUUGGAGGAAAGGAGAGGUGUAGCUACAAUAGUAGGUUUGCUUCUACCUAAGGGGGCUCCAUUGUUAGUAGUUUUCCUCAUGAAAAGGAAUUGCUUAUUAAAUUUAGUUGAACUGUGCAUAAGCAGUGAAGGGCAGGGGGUGGAGGGCUCAGUACAGUACACAUUAAGUGCAACUGUAAAGCAAAGUAACUCCUAGGAUGUGUAGCAACAAGCCACAGCCUGAUCUGCCCCUGAACUACACAAAGCCAUCAUCGCUGCUGUGCAAAUAUACCUUCUCAAAACUAGUGUCAGACAGCAUUUUAAAUAUUCCACUACAUACCAUACAAUAAAAUGUAAUUGCAACAGAAAUGCCUAGUAAGGAAUGAUAUAGCACAAGUAUUUUAAAAUAUUAGAAGAAACAUGCAUAAAAUCUAUUUGCAAACAAGCAACCAUUUAUUUUCACCACUGAUAAAAAACUGUCAUAUGACUAUUAUGUUUUUCUGAAAUGCAACAAGGAAAACAUGAAAAAAACUCACUAUGCAAACAAAUGAUCUGUGUUGUGUUAUACUGCAAUCCCACUUGUCGUCUAUAUGCUGGGAUCAGGAUAGGUAUAUAUAAAUAUAAUAAAAACCAUGGCUAUAAUUGUUAAAGCAUGUAAUGGGGUCAACUACUACCUUAAUCCCACCACAAAUGGCAAAAGUGGGGAGACUGAGUAACUUAAUUUCCAGUGGAUUCAGGGGGUGGAAGCCCCCAUCAUAUUCCACUAAAAUCAGUAGUGUCUUAGAAAUAAUGUUUGGCUAUAACAGGCAACUUUCUUAUUGUAUUUUUCAUAUAUUUAAUGUGUUACUUUUGUUACAGCUUGAACGGGCACCCUCUCACUUGUUUCAAAAUUAACAGAUUUUUGUAAAUGACAUUAAUGCCAGUAAUGUCAGUCAUCAAGUUUUCAGCUCAAACUGUAUAAAAAACAUUAGGAGCUACACUUAUCCACAGUCGCCCCAUAAAUUAUUCAUUGACACCAAACAAUAUGCAGUUGGAAAUGUGCUUGUAAACUGGGUACAAUCCCAAAAUACCAGGACUACAUCAAAAGGAAAUAUUGAAUAAGAAUGUCUAUGUUUAAUUAGCUACUGUAUACUAUAAUUAAAACUACAUUAUAAUAUGGUAUUUAAAAAUGUAUUACUGGAUAAAUGCUUUGUAGAUUCUUUCUAAUAACUUACCACUAACAGGGAGUUUUGAAGUUGGAUUGGCAAUGUUUUAUACUUGUUGUUGCCUAUGUCUGGUUGUGUGUAAUACCUGUACUGUGCAAUUGCUUCGAAGUAUGGUUUCUAACUGGACACCAUUUGUAAAGCACUUAAACUGGUAAAUGAACAAAUUAAUUAAGGUGUAUAGCAUUUGCUUUCCUGUGCUGCAUUUCCACGUCUUCCAACAAAAUUUCCUUUCUGUAUGUCUACCCUAAGUGAAAAAAAUAAAAAAAGGAGACAAACACUUUCAACUACUUCAUGCACUACAUUAUUCAGCGAAGAUGUGAAAAUGUACAGUAUAAUCUGUUUACUUAAUAUAUGCACAUAUCUUUAACAUCAUUCAUGUUGCAUAUAACAGCUUAAUGUCUGUAAACAUUAAAGGUUACACAUUAUAUGAGGUUAUGCACAAGCUU
Messenger RNA from Protopterus annectens (West African lungfish), 3803 nucleotides. Its product is annotated as FXYD domain-containing ion transport regulator 3-like. The record is from RefSeq and is a predicted model, not a curated record. Gene Ontology annotation, cellular component: membrane. Gene Ontology annotation, molecular function: sodium channel regulator activity. Bases 95 to 358 code for a protein of 87 amino acids. Lineage: Eukaryota; Metazoa; Chordata; Ceratodontiformes; Protopteridae. The transcript is spliced from 8 exons. Gene Ontology annotation, biological process: regulation of sodium ion transmembrane transporter activity.